UUUAAAGACUGUAGCAGCGUAGAUAUUGGAAUUUUGCCGCCCAUUUUGAAAGGAAACCCUGGCUUCCAUUUCUCACAAAAGUCAGUCGCAAUUGCAAUUGCAAGCAACACAAUGAGUGCUCCCAUGGAGACGGAGCUCACAACCCACGAAAAUGGCACUGCUAGUGCUUCCCAACACUCUCUUCCCGAGGACAAAGUACUUGUCCCUGUCGAGGUAUCCCUAAAACCUUCAAGCACAGCUAGAAUUCAAGAUGUGCGUUCCGCCAUUGAGAGGAUGCUUGAGAAGAGGAGUUUGAGCUACAUCGAUGGGCCCAUUCCGGUGCCUAUUGAUGACGCGUUUCUUGCAGACAACGUGCAAAGGAUUUGCGUUUGUGGAUGUGAUACUGAUGAAAGGAUGCACAAUGGUAAUGUCCUUUUGUUCUGGCAAGUCAAGCCUGUUGUACAUGUCUUUCAGCUUAAUGAGGAGGGACCAUGUGAGGAUAUAAGCUCUGAUGGCCAGUCUUCCAGCUUCAAUGAAUGGAUGCUUCCUGCAAAAGAGUUUGAUGGCAUGUGGGAAAGCCUAAUAUAUGAGUCUGGUCUAAAGCAACGGUUAUUACGUUAUGCAGCAAGUGCUUUGCUCUUUACUGAAAAAGGUGUUGAUCCAUUCCUUGUUUCAUGGAAUCGCAUAAUUCUGUUACAUGGACCUCCUGGGACUGGAAAGACAUCUUUAUGUAAAGCAUUAGCCCAGAAAUUAUCAAUUCGAUUCAAUUCGAGAUACCCACAGUCCCAGCUUGUUGAAGUGAAUGCACAUUCUUUGUUCAGCAAAUGGUUCUCCGAAAGUGGAAAGCUGGUAGCAAAACUUUUCCAAAAGAUUCAAGAAAUGGUAGAGGAAGAAAGCAAUCUAGUAUUUGUAUUGAUUGAUGAAGUGGAAAGCCUUGCUGCUGCUAGAAAAGCUGCUUUAUCUGGUUCCGAACCUUCUGAUUCUAUUCGGGUUGUCAAUGCAUUACUAACUCAGAUGGACAAGUUAAAAUCAUCUCCAAAUGUGAUAAUUUUAACCACGUCCAACAUAACUGCUGCUAUAGAUAUUGCUUUUGUAGACCGAGCUGAUAUUAAAGCAUAUGUUGGUCCCCCAACUCUUCAAGCUCGGUAUGAAAUAUUAAGGUCCUGCUUGCAGGAACUGAUGCGUUCGGGGAUCUUGACUAGUUUACAGGAUUGUAAGAAUGUCAUGCUUCCAAAUUAUGCUAGUGCAAAGGAUAGGUUGAACGCUCCCGCUUUUCAUGAGGGUGCUACAUUAAUGCAACUGUGCAAGCAACUACUUGAAACUGCCGAAGCAUGUGAGGGAAUGAGUGGAAGGUCUUUGAGAAAGCUUCCGUUUUUGGCACAUGCUGCACUUGCAAAUCCUUUUGAUUGCGACCCUAUUAAGUUCUUAUGUACAAUGGUAGAAACAGCUAAGAGGGAGCGUUCUGAGCUUCCUGACUAAAAUAACUAAAAAUUCAUUUUAAAAUGUGUAAAUCAAAAGUGUAAGGAUUGCUUCUACUGCAUUUUAGUGAUAAAUGUUGAUGCAGCAGCAAUGAUUAUUUAUUAUAAGCAAUUAUCAUGGCUUAGUACAUAGUCGCAGUACUAAAAAUGGCUGAUCCUAGAGAGAAUAGCA
Molecule: messenger RNA, 1629 nt
Organism: Cajanus cajan (pigeon pea)
Lineage: Eukaryota; Viridiplantae; Streptophyta; Magnoliopsida; Fabales; Fabaceae
Product: pachytene checkpoint-like protein
Biological process (GO): reciprocal meiotic recombination; meiotic recombination checkpoint signaling
Cellular component (GO): chromosome; nucleus
Molecular function (GO): ATP binding; ATP hydrolysis activity
Source: RefSeq, a predicted model, not a curated record